This is a messenger RNA of Arachis ipaensis, 1143 nucleotides long. Its product is annotated as dehydrodolichyl diphosphate synthase 6. Gene Ontology annotation, biological process: polyprenol biosynthetic process. Gene Ontology annotation, cellular component: endoplasmic reticulum. Gene Ontology annotation, molecular function: ditrans,polycis-polyprenyl diphosphate synthase [(2E,6E)-farnesyl diphosphate specific] activity. NCBI's taxonomy places the organism in Eukaryota, Viridiplantae, Streptophyta, Magnoliopsida, Fabales, Fabaceae. The record is from RefSeq and is a predicted model, not a curated record.
AGUUACAAAUUAAUUUAACUAAAUACAGAAAUAAACAUUUGUUACCUCGCAGUCAUAGGAUACUGGUAGAUCCCUCUAUCUGGUGGACACCACUAAGGAAAUCUCUGGUAGAUCCAGGACAUCAACAAUGGAGUGCAGUCGGCGAUGUCCGUGACGCCCCACUGUGCCGCCGAACCAAGGUUCUGAAAACCGGACCGGACCGGCCGGUCGAACCGAUUCAACUGGGAACCAACAGUGCAAGCGGUCCGGUCCUCCCUUUAUAACUGUUCGACAGAAAACGGUGGAAAACUGGCAAACCGGCCGAGAACCGGUUGGUUGGACCGGACCGGUAACCAGCCGGUUCGGAUAAAACGGCACCGUUUUUAAACUUGUAAAAAAAAAAAAAAAGAAAUGGAUCCACCGAUCCAGUGAUCCCUCGUGACCCAAGCCCCCCUUCUUUCCCCAAUCAUUCCUUCAUCCAUAUUCUGGAGAACUCUGAAUGAAAGAAACCCUAGCCGCGUUGCCCUCCGCUAGCCCUCCAUCGUCGCCGCCUAACCCAGCUCCUCAGCGUCGCCGUCUAACCCAGCUCCUCUUCGGCUCUUCAUCUUUGCUGGCUUCUCGGCACGGACCCAGGUUUAUCUUAGACACUUUGAGUUGCAUUGCGGAACACAUCCAUGCACAAAGAUACUGGAGGUAUUACAAGCAACCUGCUUGGAGGUUUAUCCAACUGUCUUAGGAGAUGCAUAUUUGGUAUAUUAUCUAUGGGUCCUAUGCCACAUCAUAUUGCUUUUAUCAUGGAUGGGAAUCGAAGGUUUGCAAAGAAGAGUAACUUGGCUGAAGGGAUUGGUCAUAAGGCUGGAUUUCCAUCACUCAUUUCCAUGCUUAGGUAUUGUUAUGAAUUAGGAGUAAAGUAUGUAACUGUCUAUGCAUUCAGCAUCGAUAACUUCAAAAGAAAGCCCAAUGAGGUGCAAUCCUUGAUGGAAUUGAUGUGAGAAAAGAUUGAGGAGUUGCUUCAAGAUGAAAGCGUUAUCAAUGAAUACGAUGUUAAACUACAUUUUAUUGGAAACUUGCAGUUAUUGGCUGAACCUGUGAGGAUUUCAAUGGAAAAGGCAAUGAAGGUCACUGCUCACAACAAACAGAGAGUAUUGUUAGUUUGUGUAGCCU